AUGGCAGAGGAGGAAGCUCGCAGCACCGUCGCCCUCGUGGUCGGCGCCCUGCUGCCCGCCCUAACUACCGUCUUCUUCAAUGGCAUUCCCGGCGCCAUCGGCGGCAGCAACCUGCCGCGCUGGGGCGUCCGGCUGCCGAUUCUUCUAACCUGCGCGGUGCGGCUUUGGUUCACACUGGUAUCGAGGGUGGUGCCGGAGCCCUAUCUUGACGAAAUCUUUCACAUUCCGCAGGCGCAAAAGUAUUGUGAGGGCAGAUUCUUCGAUUGGGAUGACAAAAUUACGACACCUCCUGGACUAUACUUCUUCUCAGUCGCUGUUCACAGAAUCGCCACGGCGCUGCACAUUCCGCAGCUCAACGUCUGUGAUGCCUUCAGCCUCCGCGGCGUCAACUUCAUCGGCGUCCUAGGCGUCAGCUACCUGGCGCUGUGGUGCCGGCAGGCCAUCGAGGCGCGGCAGCAGGAGGCCAUUAGCAGCAGUAGCAGCCUCCUCUCGUCGCCGGCGCGCGUGCGCGCCUUUUCGCAGUAUGCCGUACACACGGCCAUUAACAUUGGCCUCUUUCCCCUGAUAUUCUUCUUUGGCGGGUUGUACUACACGGACGUGCUGUCGACAGGCGUGGUGCUCGCGGCCUUCGCAAACCACUUGUCGCGCGUUGGCGCGGAUCGCAGCUCGGUGCUGAGCGACGUCGGCAUGGUGCUGCUGGGCGUGGCGGCGUUGGGCAUGCGCCAAACGAAUGUGUUUUGGGUUGUCGUCUUCAUGGGCGGCCUGGAGGCGGUACACGCGGUCAAGACGCUGCGGCCAGAGCGGGUCGACCAGCCAGCGAUGAAGACGCUGUGGGAGCAGGGUCGGUAUUUUGCCUGGAGAUACUCGGUAGGCGACAUUCACGACUUGCCUAUCCACAAGGCAUAUCCCGAUGAUAUGAUCUUUACUGCCUUGAGCAUCGGCAUCGCAGCUAUCUGCAACCCUCUGCGAGUGAUUCGGCAGAUUUGGCCGUACCUCGCCAUCCUCGCGUCCUUUGCCGUCUUUGUGCAGUGGAACGGCAGCGUCGUACUCGGGGACAAGUCCAACCACGUUGCCACGAUCCAUCUCGCGCAGAUGCUCUACAUCUGGCCCUUUUUUGCCUUCUUCUCGCUCCCUCUCCUCCUCCCCUCUGGCCUAUCCUUUCUCAACAUGGUCGUUCCCUACUUCCGCCCCUCCUCUCGCAGCGCUUCGACACAACCAGAAAAGGGCAACAACGAUAGCCUCCUCCUCGGCGCGACGAUCCACAUCUUCCACUCCAAGAUCCUCUGGCCGGUAUACCUCGCCGCCACCGGCGUGCUCUCCGUCGCCGUGGUCCGCUUCAACACCGUCGUGCACCCAUUCACGCUUGCUGACAACCGCCACUACAUGUUUUACGUGUUCCGGUACACCAUUCGUCGCGGGAGCCUCCUCCGCAGCGUCCUCGUGCUGCCGUAUACGCUCUGCCGAUGGAUGGUCUGGGACGCGCUUGGUGGGCACAAUAGUUGGUCGGGACUCGAUGAUCAGCCUAAACCCUUUGUUAGCUACCCCUUCUGGACGCCCUCAGCUAAAGUCAAACGGCAGACCAUCACGUUCUACCCACGGUCCCCUGAAGCAGCCUCCACGGUGGAGACACGGCAGGCAAGCGAGGCCGCGCUCAAGGCGCAUCUCGAACAGGACAGUCUGUACCUCUCUACACGAUCCGUGUCUACCUCAACAGGCCUUGUCUGGCUGCUCGCAACUGUGCUGUCGCUCAUCACAGCGCCACUCGUCGAGCCGCGCUACUUUAUCAUCCCGUGGAUCGUGUGGCGGCUCAUGGUACCGGCGUGGCGGCUGCAGGACCACCUGCGCGGUGGGUUCCUGGAGGGCAGCGCCGCGGUGGAGGCGGUGGCGCGCUGGAGCAGCAGCUACGACAUGCGGCUGUGGGUAGAGGGCGCCUGGCACAUGGUCAUCAACCUCGUUACGGGGUAUAUCUUUCUAUACAAACCGUACGUGUGGAUGGCCGAGGACGGGACGGUGCUAGAGGGAGGGAGACUGCAGCGGUUCAUGUGGUAG
This is a messenger RNA of Akanthomyces muscarius, 2049 nucleotides long. RefSeq lists its product as uncharacterized. Gene Ontology annotation, molecular function: dolichyl pyrophosphate Glc2Man9GlcNAc2 alpha-1,2-glucosyltransferase activity. The record is from RefSeq and is a predicted model, not a curated record. Gene Ontology annotation, cellular component: endoplasmic reticulum. The coding region runs from base 1 to 2049 and encodes 682 amino acids. Lineage: Eukaryota; Fungi; Ascomycota; Sordariomycetes; Hypocreales; Cordycipitaceae. Gene Ontology annotation, biological process: dolichol-linked oligosaccharide biosynthetic process; protein N-linked glycosylation. The transcript has 4 exons.